Messenger RNA from Pieris macdunnoughi, 3315 nucleotides. NCBI's taxonomy places the organism in Eukaryota, Metazoa, Arthropoda, Insecta, Lepidoptera, Pieridae. The record is from the annotation of a GenBank genome assembly.
AUGUGGGUUAAACCGCAAGAAGUAUUUCUUAAAACUGCACUGUGGGACUGUGAUGAAACUACGUUGUAUUUUGUACUUCAACGGAGAAAAGGACAUGGCAAAUCAAAGGGGCUGUCUUCUCUUCUUGUAGGAACUUUAGACAGUGUAAGAGAUACUAAACCAGCGCCGUAUAGGAUAUUACAUCAAACACCUAAUUCUGAAAUUUAUUACGUAAUAGCAACAGCUUUAACGGAACAAGAAAUUAAACAGGACUGGCAGUGGCUGUUUGAAAAUGUUAGUCCAACCUUACACUCAUUUGAUACAGAGGAAGAAAUAACCGAGUUUGUGUGUUGUAAAAUUAAUUCACUUAUUGCUACAGAACAGGAAAGUUUUACUGAAGAUGAAGAUACCAUAAAUUACAAAAAUGUUGAUUAUAAUUUCCACCAAAGAUUUGGAAUGCCAAAGGAUGAAAAACUUGUCUGUUACUACUCUUGCAGCUACUGGAAAGGGAAGAUGCCACGUCAGGGUUGGCUCUACCUCUCAAUGCAUUACAUGUGUUUCUAUUCGUAUAUUUUUGGACGGAACACAACCCUUAAAAUCCGUUGGGCCGAUGUCACCGAACUCGUGAAGACUAACAGCCUGCUCUUCCCUGAUUCUAUAACAGUAGUUACAAGAGAUGGAGAGCAUUAUUUUACCAUGUUAUUGAAGAAAGAUGAAACAUUCGCUCUAAUGCAACAAUUGGCUAACAUCGCUAUGAAACAGUUGAUCGACGACAAAACGGGAAACUACAAUAUAGACAAGGAUUUGCUCACAAAACUAAGCAAAAAUGUACCGAAAAAGGCAUCAUUUCUAAAGCGUGAUCUGGACGCGAAGAAACAGUCCAAUUUAUAUACUCUACGAUUUCGCUUACCUCAGGUUGAGAAAUUAGAUGGGACCGAGGAGUGCACCCUGUGGACACCAUAUAAUAAACGUCAUAAUUGGGGAAGGAUGUAUUUGUCGCAGAAUUUCAUUUGCUUCGAUAGUCGGGUAGCGAAUUUGGUGAGGCUUAUAAUUCCGCUACGGAAUGUGUACCAAGUGGAAAAGGCUGAUUCCGGUGGAACGGGGAGUUCCGGCGAGUCUGGGAGCAUUCUCAUCACCACGUCGUAUCAUACAAGCUUUUUGUUUGGAAAUAUAUCUGACAGGGACUUCAUAGUACACAAGAUAUCGGAGCUAUUGGCCAAAUUGCCCAACCGUGGGGGACAUCGCGUUGAAGGGGAAUGGACGCCACAGCCUCCACUCAUGACUCUGUUCAAGACCCACCAGACUUCCAGCAUCAAGCAAAUACAGCAGAAGAAGGAAAAGCAGUGGGAGGAUCACAUGGCAGAAGUAGGGCGCGGCGUAAGUAUGUACAGAACGACAGAAGGAAGUGAACUGGUCGUGAAGGGUAUACCUGAAUCUCUACGCGGGGAACUGUGGAGCGUCUUCUCUGGGUCCAUUCUUCAGAAGAUCCAAAGCAAGGGCCUGUACGAGAAGCUGGUGAAUGAGGCCCUGUCUUCGAAGAACCAGGCCAACGAUGAGAUAGAAAGAGAUCUACAUAGAUCACUUCCGGAGCAUCCGGCGUUUCAGAAUGAUGUUGGCAUAUCAGCGCUUCGCCGCGUACUCUGCGCGUACGCAUUAAAGAACCCUACCAUCGGAUAUUGUCAAGCGAUGAACAUCGUGGCCUCCGUUCUCCUAAUAUAUUGCCCGGAAGAGCAGGCGUUUUGGCUUCUUGCUACCAUUUGCGAGACUCUGCUUCCGGACUAUUACAAUACCAGGGUGGUUGGUGCUUUGGUGGACCAAGGUGUUCUAGAAGAGUUGACAAAAUCACAGUUACCCGAUCUCCACGCAAAGCUGGACGAACUGGGGAUGAUGAAGAUGAUCUCCUUGUCUUGGUUCUUGACCCUAUUCAUCAGCGUGAUGCCCUACGAGUGCGCCGUAAACGUCAUGGAUUGCUUCUUCUAUGAUGGCGCUAAAGUUAUUUUUCAGGUGACUUUGACCAUACUGGACGUGAACAAGGAAAAGCUUCUCAAAUCCACUGAAGAUGGGCAAGCGGUGCAAAUUCUGACUGAUUAUCUCGAAGGCAUCUUCAACGAUGAAGCCAUGGCACUUUCCACUGAGCCAAGGACCGCUCAGAAGACCAUAAAAAUCCAAGAGCUGGUGUACCAGUCGUACCGGAUGUACGGGGCCAACGUCAGCAGCGAGUGCAUCGAGCACUUGAGGCUGAAGCACCGCUUGAGAGUGGUCCGGCACCUGGAGGACAGCCUCGAGAAGAACACCUUGAGGGCUCUGCAGCAGGACAAGCUGCUGGAUGCUAAUGAGUUGCAGGAAUUAUUAAGUGUAAUCCGCGAAGAACUCUUCUGGGCGAAGCGGGUCCCGGCUGAGAGACUGGAGGCUCCGUACGAAGCGUACAGAGUGGACUACGCGCAGUUCAAGACGAUCUACAUGGCCCUGUCCCCAUGGGCUAAGGGCGAUUACGCCGAGGCCAUUACGGCUAGAAUUUUUAAGCUCAUGGACCAUGAUGACGACGGUCUCGUGAGCGCCCGCGGCUUGUCGCUCGCCAUCGGGCUGAGCACGAGAGCGGAGGCUCAGAAACGGCUGCGUGCGUUGUAUUGUGCGCAUGCGCCUCCGCUGUUAUCAAAUUUGGAGCUGAGGUCUGCGCAGUUCACGGAAGUUGAGGAAUUGGCGGACGACGCCAUUUCCUUUUUUGACAGUAUAGAUCGGCCAUCCGAAUCUAUCCAGAGAUCUGUUAGUGACGUGGGUGAAGGACAAAUGGACAAAUCAACGGACAGCACUUACACCCCGGACGAAGCCCUAGCGGCGGAGGCUAUUCGCGUGUGCGCUUUAGGGCUCCCGCCCGGGGCUUCGCCGGGCACACCCCCGCCGCCGUCUCCGCCGCCCGCCCUGCCUCGCCCGCACUUCCUACGUCUACUGGCCGCCCUUCACGACCUCACGCAGUACUCCACGCCCUUGUACGAGGCUGUCGCUAGAGCAGAGACUCUGCUUCUCCAAUUGGGCGAAUUAAGGCACCGACCAAAUCUGGACCGGGAGAUGUCGCAAGACAGCUUGUACUUGGCGGCUGCCGCUCAGCCUUCGGCACUCGAGCCCGAUCGAAACGGCAACCUAGAGGAAGCGUGCGCGCAGCCGUCUCCUAGUAAAGACGAAAAAGACCCGACUGAGGAUUGGUCUAUCACGUUGGAACAAUUCUUAGCCACAAUGUUAGCCGAGGCGGACUUGGAGGAGUUCUUCAGUAAGCAGGUCUCGAUCUUACCACAACUCGAAGCUUUGAGGCAGAGAGAUAGGCUGCAAUACGUCUCAUAG